Molecule: messenger RNA, 948 nt
Organism: Alternaria rosae
Lineage: Eukaryota; Fungi; Ascomycota; Dothideomycetes; Pleosporales; Pleosporaceae
Product: Snf7-domain-containing protein
Exons: 3
Coding region: 1-642 (213 amino acids)
Biological process (GO): vesicle budding from membrane; late endosome to vacuole transport via multivesicular body sorting pathway
Cellular component (GO): multivesicular body; ESCRT III complex
Source: RefSeq, a predicted model, not a curated record
AUGGGCAACUCAACCAGCGCGAACAAGAUCUCAGCCCAGGAUAAGGCGAUCCUGGAUAUGAAGAACCAGCGCGAUAAGCUACGACAGUACCAAAAGCGCAUCACCGUCCUCACAGAUCGCGAGAAGGAGAUCGCUAAAGAGUGCUUAGCUAAAGGCGAUACAAAUAAGGCGAAACUCGCACUGAGGAGAAAGAAGUACCAAGAGGGUCUCUUAUCCAAGACUGAUGCACAGCUAGCGCAGCUCGAGAUCCUGACGAGUGAUGUCGAGUUCGCCCUAGUACAGAAGGAUGUCUUGUUCGGCCUGCAACAGGGAACUGCAGUGCUCAAAGAGAUACACAAGGAGAUGGGUGGUAUAGAGAAUGUGGAGAAGCUGUUGGGCGAGAACGAGGAGGCUCGGGCUUAUCAAGAGGAAAUCAGCGAACUCCUUGCGAACAAAAUGUCCAACCAAGACGAAGACGAAGUCGAAGACGAGCUCGAUGCUCUCGAAGCCGAAGUCAACGGCACCGUCCCUGCACUGCCCGACGCGCCUGUUGCACAACCACAGUUCACACCCGAAGAGAAGGCGCAGAUGGCCAAGGACAGGGCUGCGAGAAGGGCGAGGGAAAGGGCUGCCGAGCAGGCAUCGCAGCCCAUGCUGGCGUGACGAGAUAUUGCAUUGGCGCAUAGAUUGCAUUAGAGCGUGGCGUUGGGGUGUUUUGCUGGCAUACAACACUUGGACAUGGUGCAUGUUUGCUACAUCUAUGCAUACGUACAAGAGUCUCCCUGCGACUUUGUUCUACGGCUUCCUGCAGAUGGUGACCAUGUGUGCGAAACAUGGGCAAUGAUGCGGCGUCUUGCAUGUUUGCCGUCUACGCCAGUCUCGCCUUCUCUUCACAUGCCGAGCGCGUUGCGUCAUAGCCCUUGCCCUACAACUACGCCGUCCCUCCUGCCAUCCAUCUCCAAACCACCA